This is a messenger RNA of Acanthoscelides obtectus, 1391 nucleotides long. NCBI's taxonomy places the organism in Eukaryota, Metazoa, Arthropoda, Insecta, Coleoptera, Chrysomelidae. The record is from the annotation of a GenBank genome assembly.
AAAUGACUCACUAAUUUAGCGGAAAACUUCAAAAUAUUUGCGCCGCGCUUGUGAAUUUUAUGAUGGCUUGUCCGUGCGGCUGGCAGUGUAAUCUCUUUAUUAUAUUUAUUUUUUCGGUCUUGCACAGCAGCAUUUUUUGCGAAUUGUGUAAAUAUUAAAUAUUUGCGCGUGAGCGAGCGAAGUUUGCGGAAUCCGCCCAUUGUUGUGAUGUGCAUUUCGCGGUAUACGGUCUUGUGAAGGGCAUAGUGCAGAUGUUUGCGCGGUUAGAAAAUGCCAAUACACGGACAAACCAACGAAAAUAAGAGAUAUGGAUUCUCGUAAUGAUUUAAGAAAUAAAAUAAAUUAACUAUAAUUCGAAAAUUCCGCGACUGAAAUACUCGCUCAUUUAUCGGCGGGAAGUAAAAUGAACAUAUCCUUCAAGUAGUUGAUCUUAUCUCAGACCGUAUUUAAAAACUGGCUGACGCUUUGCACAUACAGGCACAUUUAGUUUUGCGUGGAACGUGUAGCAGUUGCCGCGAUACGUUAGCGCGAUUUUUUCCUAAAAAAUACUUUGGCAAAUGAACUGGCAAUCGAACUGAGCGCAACACAUCUAGAAAUACAUGAGAUUUGGUUGUUGUUGUUUAUCGUUAAACUGCACACAUCGUGGGUCUUUAAAAUAUCGAAACAACGGAGGAAGAAAGCAUGGAGAAUGUGCCGCUACUAAGGAGAAGGAGUUCGUCUGUGAAAAAAGAGUUUACUGAGAAGGAGCUGGAGGAACUGAAAACAGCGUUCCAGUUAUUGGACAGGAACCGAGAUGGCAGGGUGACACCAGGAGAACUGAAAAUUAUGUUGAAUAACUUAGGCAUCGAAAUUAAAGAAGAAAAAGUAGAGGAGAUAAUCAGAGCUAUGAGUCAUUCAGGUAGCGAGCUGAUAGACGAAAACGACUUCCUAACCUUCAUAAAACAAAUGCAACUGGUUGUGCCCGAGGUGGAAGAUGACGUGACCAGGGACCUAGGGGCCGCCUUCCAAGUAUUUGACCUCGAUGGAGACGGCUACAUCACCAGGGAGGAGCUGAGAACUGCCAUGGAGAUGAUCGGAGAGUCUGUUACAGAGAGUCAGCUCACCAAUCUCAUUCGCACUGCAGAUUUGGAUAACGACAAUAGGAUCAGCUAUGAAAGUUCGUGAAAUUGCUGUCAUCGUAAGAGUCAAACCAGUAGAGUAUUUUAGCAACAAUAUGCACAUGAGGCUGUGAUUUGAGGUUACUAAUAAUCUUUAUUUUUAAGGUAUUCAGGAACGUGGAGAUGUAGAUAUAUUUACCGCACGUAUAGAUAUGAAUUAAUAUCCAGUUCCUACUGAGAGUAUAUUUAUUUAUAAAAUCUAUUAAAAUAAAUAAAUGUUGUACAUUCAACUAA